Suillus subalutaceus is the source of this 991-nucleotide messenger RNA. RefSeq lists its product as uncharacterized. The record is from RefSeq and is a predicted model, not a curated record. NCBI's taxonomy places the organism in Eukaryota, Fungi, Basidiomycota, Agaricomycetes, Boletales, Suillaceae. The coding region runs from base 141 to 968 and encodes 275 amino acids. Gene Ontology annotation, molecular function: protein binding. The transcript is spliced from 4 exons.
GGCGGCCUAGCAGUGAUGCAUUGAUGUUCGAUGCGUCACCAGCGCUUGAAAAGCAGAUAAGUAUAAACGACAAUUGAAUCAGACGGCAUACCAGCACUCUUUACCCCACGAUCAUCAAUUUCCUACUCAACACUUUCAAUAUGUCAGACACCGGCUUUUCACAAAUUAUCAAUCAUCCUCAAUACUUCAUCCCCACAGGGGACACUCAAUUUUUAGCGCAAAACGUGCUUUUCAAAGUACAUCGUUAUUUCUUCGAGCGCGAACCAAGCUCUUUCAGAGAAAUAUUUUCCGAUAGUGCUAACACCAAGCCUUAUACAUUGGAUGUCAAACCUGAAGAUUUUGCCCACUUCCUGUGGGUGUUCUACGACGAAGACUUCGAAUACGAAAACCAGCCACUUGAGAAGUGGCUGGUGAUCUUAGGGCUUGCAACGCGGUGGGGCUUCGGUAAGGUGCGGAAGCUGGUCGUCCGUCAGCUCGAGAAACUCGACCUACAACCUAUCGACAAGAUCAAGAUCUAUUCCGACUUCAGGAUCGAUGCCCAACUUCUAAUACCAUCAUACUCGACAUUGGCAAAGAGUCCCACCCUCCCUCCUCUUUCAGAAGCUGCAAAGCUUGACAUGAAAACGAUUCUCAAGCUCACCAUGGUGAGGGAAAGAGCAUUGCAGAAGGCGGCAGAGGAUGGAUGCCGUUCUCCAACGAGUGCGCACGCCGGGGAUGAAGACGUCAGAAGAUUCAUAUGCGAGAUUUUUGAUCUCCCCCACGCAACCAGCGCCUCAACGACGACUGAGCUACCAGAGACUGCCGCUAAUGGAGGUCCCGCAGGUGGAGUUAAUGACACCACGGGAAGCUCGGUUCCGACAUUGCAGAAUCCCGCGGGAAAGAAGAAGAAGAAUGCCAACGCAAAUGGCACCUCCAACACGAAUGGUCAGCACGCAAAUGGAAGGACGCCCGGAGCCCCCUCCUCCUAGGGUACGCUGCAAGACGUUUUUUG